AUGUCUAAUUUGAAUAUUGAAUCAGAUAAUACCAAUACCAGAAAUGAAGGGCAAUACAAAAACACAGAAGAUGUAUUUUCUAAUAAUAUGUCAUCAUCAUCACAAUAUCAGUACCCUGCUGUGAGCCAACAACAACAACCGUUUUCAGAUCCUUCUUCAACAGCAACAUCUAUCUCAUAUUCAAUGUCUGAUAUGAUCUCACCACAACAAUUUGGCGUCAAGGAAACAGUUCUACCGAAGACUAAUCCUAAAUCUCCUUAUUAUAUAAGUGUCCCAAUUCCUCAAGCUUUGCUGUCACCUAAUGAUCCAAAUGCGAAAUAUAAAAGUAGCGACGAUUUAGAGGAUGAUCAAUACGUUAAAGAAUAUCCAACCUCCAUUAUGGCUGAUAGAUUUCACAAAUGGAAGAAAAUAUUAAAAGGUUUAAUCAAUUACUUAAGAGAAGUAGCUUAUGCUCAAGAACAAUUUGCUAGAAUUAAUUUACAAUUGAGAAGUUCUGUGAAAUUCCCAUUCUUGACAGAUAUUCAAGAAGGUUCCAAUAAAUUGAUCGAUCCAUUAACGACAACUAAACCGAUUAAAAGACAACAACCAUUAACUUUAGCAGAAAAAAAGAAACAAGAAGAAAUGGCUCUAUAUAACGGAUCACCUGCUCCUCCUACACAAACUAGAUCAAUGAGUGCAAUAAUUGAUGAAAGCUCAAUGACCUUAAAUGAUUAUCAGGCAAUUAAACCCGAAGAAUAUGACGAUACAUCAGCUACUUCAGGAUUUAUGAAGUUUGGAUCCGGUUCUAUUCAAGAUACCCAAGUUAUUUUGAAAAAAUACCAUCUUUCAUUAGCUAACCAACAAUUUAAAAUCUCAAAAGAAAUUACAACAACUUUACUUCCUAAAUUAGAAGAACUUCGUAAGGAUCUACGUAUUAAGAUUCAAGAAAUCAAAGAGAUCCAUGGUGAUUUUAAAACAAAUAUUAAUCAACACAUUAAAUUAACAACUCAAUUACUGAAUAAAUAUAUGACUUCAAUAAAAGUAAUGAGCUCAAUAUCAUCAAAUCAUAGCCAUCAUGAAUAUCAACCAAAACACGAUCCAUAUCUUUUAAAGUUACAAUUAGAUUUGCAAUUAAAACGUCAAUUAUCCGAAGAAAAUUACUUAAAAGAUGCAUAUAUUAAUUUACAAACGUCUGGUAUGCAAUUAGAAAAAAUUAUAUAUUCUAAAAUUCAACAUACAUUGCAAAGAUAUUCUGCAUUAAUUGAUUCCGAAGCUCGUUUAAUGAUUAAAAACCUUUGCCAAGAAUUACAACAAGGUUUAUUAUCAAGACCACCUGCAUUUGAAUGGGAUCAUUUUGUGGCUCACCAUCCAUUAUGUUUAAUGAAUUGGAAGUCAAAUGACCCUGUGCCAACACCAAGGAAAAUAUCUGAAAUCAUAUAUCCAAAUAUGAAAUCACCAUUGGCAAAAUGUAUAAGAGCUGGUUACUUUUUGAAAAAUGAUCAUAAAAGUUAUUUCAUUCUAACAUCAAACUAUAUUCAUGAAUUCAAAUCAAGUAAUUUUUUUAACCCGUCUUUAAAUAACUCAUCAACGACACUUCCCUUAUCUAAGAACUCAUCAGAUUCACAAUCAACCAUCCAAUUGGACCAACAAAAUCAGAAUGAAUCAUUAUCGUCUUCACAACGUCACGUACGCCAUCAUUCCACGGAAGUAUACAUACCUGGCCAAAAGAAAUUACAUCAUACCAAUUCAAACGGAUUACUCCCACUUAAUAGUAUUUCAUUGAACGAUUGUCAAGUAACAGAGGCUACAGAUAAUCAUUUUACAAUUGUUGGUAAAUUAUCUGAGAAUACCACAACUCAAUCAAGUUCGACAACCCUUUCAGGUCAAUCCUUAGCGAAACCCAAAGCUGCAAACGCUUUAUCAAAAUCAACACAAUCUUCUUCCACUUCACUUGCUCCUCAUCAUAAAUAUCGUCUUCCAAAUCUUUUGAAAAGUACAGUUAAAUCAAAAAAGGAUUCUAAAGUUAAUUUGAAUAAUUCUUCCCAUUCGAUGGUUCCAUUAGCAAAUGCUACCCAAGGUUCAUCCAAUAAGCAAGAGACUGUUACAUGGGUCUUUAAACCUGUCUCUAAAGAUUUGACUGAAGAAGAGUUAAACCAUUUUAAGAAAUGGAUCCAAGAUUUGAAAAAUCUGACGAAACAAAAGACUAUUAAGGAUAGAAGUAAAUUUAUUGAAGAUCGUUUGAUGAAAGCUCAUAAUCGAUCCAAGAGUAAAAUCAUUCAAUAUCAACAAUCCGAACAACAGAAAUUUUCUCAUCAACAACAACAGCAACAGCAACAGCAGCAGCAGCAACAGGCAUCAAUAAAUGAUUAUAAUACAAACAAACCACAAUAUAUACAAAUACAAAACACGCCAGCAGCUGAUAUGAGCGGAUUUAGAUCAAAAUUGAAUACACCAGCUAUUGAUGAUAAUGGUAAUUUGAUCACUUUGAACGAAAGAAGAUAUGUUCCAUCUAUCGCAAUGGUUCCAUCACCAACUAUAUCUCCAUCCGGUAGUUCCCAAUCUUCAAACACUUACUCAUAUAAUCUUCACAACCAACAGCAAAUGCAACAGCAAACCGAACAGCUGCAAAAACAGCAACAACAACAACAACAACAACAACAACAACAACAAAAAUAUGGCGGGAUGGCGCAAAAUUCGAGACCAGGUUCUGCUCCUGGUUCUGGGGCAUCUACACCUAAUCCUUCGGUUAUGCUUCAUCAAAGACAGAUAUCUUUAAAUAAUGUAGUUAUGAAUCAGACUCAAAAUAUUACACGUCCGUUAAAUUCACCUGAUAGUUAUAAUUCAGAAAGUAGUAACGGUGGUUACUUUGCUCUUCCUGUUAGAGGCCAACAAGUUGGUAACUAUUCUCUUAUGAAUAAUAAUAAUAAUCAAUCACAAGCCUCUACGCCAGACAACCAACCAGUUCAACAACAAUAUUACGUAAAUCCAUUAUCCCGUACUUCAAGUCGUGGAACCCCUGCAUCCUCUAGACAUCCCUCUCAAUAUCAAGUGUCUCUUAAUAUGCAACAAGUGAUUCCUAAAGUCAAAUUAAAUAAUGAAGAAAUGAGAAAUAUUUCAAACCCGAAUGGCCUAGUGGAGGACCCUAAUGUCAUGAUGGCAACUGUCACCCCUUCGUCACAAUCGCAAGUGCAAAAUUCAUUAGUAAAUAAUGCAGAUCAAAGUUUUGACACACAACCUGAUUUUCCCCAUCGCACACUAAAAAAAUUCACAAGUACAGGCAGUGUUCCACAAAUAGUUCAUACUGACAGUAGUCCUAAUUUAAGUUCACCAUCUAAUUGGGGUAUUAAUAAUGGUAGUCUACCCACAACAACAGCAUCAUCAUCAGCAGCAGCAAGUAUGUACCAAAGAAGUAAUCAUAGUGCACAAAAUCUUACCACGCCAACAUCUAAUAGUGCAAACCCAACUGGCACUAUGCAAAGAAUACACCCUGUAAGAAAACACAAGAAAAAUGUCUCAUUUAGUUCAUUGAAUAGUCUAAUGUUUUCCAAGAAAGCUCCAAAUAUAUCUUCACAAUUCAUGGGCAGUGGUGGAAUCCAAGAAGAUGAUGGCGAUUCUGAUUCAAUAAAGUUGACCAGAUCAAUCUAUUCAUGA
Molecule: messenger RNA, 3630 nt
Organism: Naumovozyma dairenensis CBS 421
Lineage: Eukaryota; Fungi; Ascomycota; Saccharomycetes; Saccharomycetales; Saccharomycetaceae
Gene: ASK10
Product: Ask10p
Exons: 1
Coding region: 1-3630 (1209 amino acids)
Source: RefSeq, a predicted model, not a curated record